Carlito syrichta (Philippine tarsier) is the source of this 738-nucleotide messenger RNA. RefSeq names its product basic leucine zipper ATF-like transcription factor 2 (gene BATF2). Gene Ontology annotation, molecular function: DNA-binding transcription factor activity, RNA polymerase II-specific; RNA polymerase II cis-regulatory region sequence-specific DNA binding. Gene Ontology annotation, cellular component: nucleus. The transcript is spliced from 3 exons. Bases 1 to 738 code for a protein of 245 amino acids. NCBI's taxonomy places the organism in Eukaryota, Metazoa, Chordata, Mammalia, Primates, Tarsiidae. Gene Ontology annotation, biological process: regulation of transcription by RNA polymerase II. The record is from RefSeq and is a predicted model, not a curated record.
AUGCACCUUUGCGGGGGAGGUGGGCUGCUGCCCUGGACAGAACCCAAGGAGCAUCAGAGGCAGCUGAAGAAGAAACAGAAGAACCGUGUGGCCGCACAGCGUAGCCGACAGAAACACACAGACAAGGCGGACGCCCUGCACCAGCAACACGAGUCCCUGGAGAAACGCAGCCAGGCCCUGCGGAAGGAGAUUUGGGCCCUGCAGGCCGAGCUGGCAUGGUGGAGGCGGGCCCUGCAAGUGCAUGAGCGCCUGUGCCAUGUGGACUGUGCCUCCAGCUCUCCUGGGUGCUGGGACCAGGCCCAGCAGCCCCCCGGCCCCGCCCUGCAUGGACAACAAGCUGCCUCUCCCCCUGGCCACCUCCUGUCCCCUCUGACCUCGCUGUCCUUUGACCCCGCUGGGGUUACCGCAUCUCCUGCCCAACCGCCCCCCAGCCCUGUCCUGUCUGCUUCACCCACUGGCUCCGGCCUGCUGGGGUCUUCCUCUCAGCCCAGCACCCUCCUGCCCAGCCCCAAAGCCCACCCCGACCCCCCACAGCCCCUUGGGCUGGAGUACAUCAGUGGGGGGAACCUGGGGUCUUCUCCCCACCUCCCUUCCUCUGCCCCAGGGCCUGCAUGUCUGCAGAGCAGGGAACACAAGCCUGCCCCUUCGGCAGUGGGUUGGCAAGGGCUGGGUGUGGACCCUGGCCCCCACGCCCUCCUGGUCUUCCCUCUGCUCUCCUCUGCUCAAAUCCACUUCUAA